Molecule: messenger RNA, 636 nt
Organism: Komagataella phaffii GS115
Lineage: Eukaryota; Fungi; Ascomycota; Pichiomycetes; Pichiales; Pichiaceae
Product: Putative GTPase, member of the Obg family
Exons: 2
Coding region: 1-636 (211 amino acids)
Biological process (GO): translational elongation
Cellular component (GO): cytosol; eukaryotic translation elongation factor 1 complex
Molecular function (GO): translation elongation factor activity; guanyl-nucleotide exchange factor activity
Source: RefSeq, a predicted model, not a curated record
AUGUCCUUCUCCGAUUUCUCUAAAGUUGAAACUAUCAGCGAAUUGAACGAUUUAUUGGCUGACAAGUCUUACAUCGAUGGUACUUCUCCAACUCAAAUUGAUGUAGUCGUCUACAAGGCUUUCCAAAAGCAAGCUCCAAACUUUGCUAGAUGGUUCAACCACAUCGCUUCUUUCACUGACGAGUUCGACACAUUGCCAGAAGGCAACGCUCCAGCAGCUGCUGUUGCUGCUGAGCUUGCUGAAGAAGAGGAAGACGUUGACUUCUUCGGUUCCGACGAUGAAGAAGAGGAUGAGGCUGCUGAAAAGCUGAAGCAAGAAAGAUUGGCUGCUUACGCUGCUAAGAAGGCUGCUAAGGGACCUGGCCCAGCUGCCAAGUCUUUGGUUACUUUGGACGUCAAGCCAUGGGAUGACGAAACCAACAUGCAAGAUUUGUUGGACAACGUCAAGGCCAUCAAAUGGGACGGUCUGGUCUGGGGUGCUCACACAUUCGUACCUGUCGGAUUUGGUAUCAAGAAGCUGCAAAUCAACCUUGUUGUUGAGGACGAAAAGGUCUCUCUUGCUGACUUGCAACAGUUGAUUGAGGAGGAUGAGGACCACGUCCAAUCCACCGAUAUUGCUGCCAUGUCUAAAUUGUAA